GUUCAUGUCACGUGACUAUGUUUCUUCCGGGUCCAUUUUGACGACAUGUUUGUUACAGAAAGCAAGGAACAUGCCACACUGUUGUGUUCCACAGUGCAGAAAUAGAAGUGAAACAAAUCCUCAUUUGUCAUUUUAUCGUUUCCCUGCGAAUCCUGCGACUCGAAGGAAAUGGAUCUUGAUGAUUCAGCGAGAUGACUUUGACCCAACACCUAAUACGCGAGUUUGCAGUUGGCACUUCCCCCAUGGCAAGGAGAGGGGACCAUCCAGAUUUCACUGGACCGAGAACCUGAAGGAGGGACAGGACACUCCUCAAGAUGAGGCUUCUGAUGUGAGGAAAACGAGGCAGUCAAGGAAAAUGGGUGGCAGUACUAAGCAUUACGCUAAAUCAGACAAUCCACUGGAGAUUCUGGCUUCUGCUGCUUCAGUGAUGGAGGCACUGGCACCACAUCCUGUAGCCAAGGCAACAAAGGAUCAUGGGAACAGAUACUUCAGAGUCAUUGAUGAUAUUGAACGCUACAAUUUACAUGCUUAUGCUAAAAAGCCACGGUCAGCAGAUCAUGUACAUGAUAGUAAAUCGGAGACAACAGUUGACAGUGGUGUGUCUGAAGACUAUGUGGCCAUGUGACCAUCAAGACUUAUUUUUGUACAUAUGUAUUUGCGAGAUAUAUUUGUAUAUUGUUUAUUGUGAUAUUGAAAAAAAUAUUUCCUAUUUUGUCAUGUACUGGUAAUUUCUAUUUCAGCUAUGUGAACUGAUUAAUUUUCAAAUAAAGAUUUGGGACAAGUGA
Molecule: messenger RNA, 785 nt
Organism: Haliotis rufescens (red abalone)
Lineage: Eukaryota; Metazoa; Mollusca; Gastropoda; Lepetellida; Haliotidae
Exons: 2
Coding region: 5-625 (206 amino acids)
Molecular function (GO): sequence-specific DNA binding
Source: RefSeq, a predicted model, not a curated record